UAAGAGCGCAUAUAUUUAAAUCUGCUCAUCACAUCGAUCGGUUCAUCUCACAAUCUAGGCAGUUUUCAUCUACAGUGCAUUUCAUCAUGUUGACUAUGAAAGACUUCUUGUUGCGCCCGUCAUUUGAGUCGACUCAAGAAGCUCAAGAAUGGGAAAAACUCCAGAAAACAGUCCAGCACUCAAAACAAUUCAACACAGAUUUCGAUCACAUCGUUCUGCACAAGGACCUUUUCGGAACAUUCUUCUCCUACUACCUGCUGGAGAUACGACUCAGGAUAAUCCAGAUUUUGUCCGAAUUCACUAAGAUCGAAUGGCGCGAGCCAAAACCGGACAACGAACCAGACCAGUUCAGCGGUUUUGGUGCACCUCAACCGAUAAAAAAGCAACCACAGGAAGAGAAAGAACUUCACAUCCCUGAAUACGGCAUCCUAGUGAGAGGGUACAAAGAAAAGCUCCCGUUGGAUUGUUGUGGACAGCAGUUCAAGACAUUGAAUAUGCUGCGAAUGCAUUAUCACGCGGAGCACGAAAAGCACUAUUUGUUUGAGGCAAACACGUGCGAGAUGAAAGCAUCAAUACUGAAGAUGUGUAUCUUCCGACACGAGCUAGACGAAUUCGUUCGAAGUGGGAUCAGCUGCAACGGGGCAUUGAGUUUUUAUUUACUGAAAAUUUUAAGGAAAAUCAUUCCUGUAAUAAGGUAUUAAAUCUUUCGAUAAAGGCAGUUCGCUAGAAAGAAGAAUUUAAGAUUUUAUUAUUUAAUAAUAUUGAAAAUUUUACUGUUAAUUCUAUAUCUAUAUAAAUAUGCAAUAAUACAAAUAAUAAUAAUCGAAAUGAACUCGAAAUGACACCAAUAAAUAUUUGUAAAAACUACUAUGAGGUAAAAGUACACCAAUAA
Armigeres subalbatus is the source of this 892-nucleotide messenger RNA. RefSeq lists its product as uncharacterized. The transcript has 3 exons. The record is from RefSeq and is a predicted model, not a curated record. NCBI's taxonomy places the organism in Eukaryota, Metazoa, Arthropoda, Insecta, Diptera, Culicidae. Bases 87 to 701 code for a protein of 204 amino acids.